Molecule: messenger RNA, 783 nt
Organism: Durio zibethinus
Lineage: Eukaryota; Viridiplantae; Streptophyta; Magnoliopsida; Malvales; Malvaceae
Source: RefSeq, a predicted model, not a curated record
AUGUCAGGCUCAGGCAUAGCAAUAGGACGAAGAGGAAUUCAUUACUUGCAGAAAUUAAAAGUUGCAAAUAUACCUUCUGAUUUAUUAGAAAAGGGUCAAAAUCGUGUAAUAGAUGCUUCUCUUACCCUUAUUCAUGAGAGAGUAAAGCUCAAGCUCAGGCUGACAGGGGGUGUUAUGGCAUCCUCAUUUCUGCUUGGAGUUCCUUUAGAACAUAAGUCAUCAUUUCUUCAAGAACCAGCAUUUGGGCCUCCUCACAUUAGGGAUGCAAUCUGGUGCGGCAAACCAGCGUGCUACAUAAGGCAACUUCUUACCGGGCUUCACUAUUGUCAUGUAAAUCAAGUACUAUACUGUGACAUCAAAGACAAUAAGGGUAACCUCAAGCUUGCAGAUUUUGGGCUUGUUCACUCAUUCUCAAAUGAUUACAAUGCAAAUCUUGCAAAUCAUGUUAUUACUUUAUGGUACAGACCUCCAGAGCUGCUUCUUGAAGCAACAAAGUAUAAUCCAACUGUUGAUAUAUGUUCUCUUGCUAUGGCUUUGAGCGACAAGUUGAGAGAGGCUGCUCAAGAAGGCAAUAUUGAUGGCUUGAAGCUGAACAAAGAUAGCUAUAGUCCUAUUCACCUAGCUUUGCAGAAUGAGAAAAUUGUGCUUCGUCUCUUGGCUGCAGAUAAGGGUUUGGUUCGUGUCAAAGGGAGGGAGGGAGACAAUCUUUUACAUUACGUGGCUGAACAAGGGAACAUUCAUCUUUUAGCCCAAUUUCUGGUGGAUUGUCCUGAAUGUGUUUAA